UGCGCCCGCCCCCGCCCUGGCCCCCAGUGCCCACCCGGUCGGCCCGGCACAGCCAUGAUCAAGGCGAUCCUAAUCGUCAACAACCACGGGAAGCCGCGGCUCUCCAAGUUCUACCAACCCUACAGUGAAGAUACACAACAGCAAAUCAUCAGGGAGACUUUCCAUUUGGUAUCUAAGAGAGAUGAAAAUGUUUGUAAUUUCCUAGAAGGAGGAUUAUUAAUUGGAGGAUCUGACAACAAACUGAUUUAUAGACAUUACGCAACGUUAUAUUUUGUCUUCUGUGUGGAUUCCUCAGAAAGUGAACUUGGCAUUUUAGAUCUAAUUCAAGUAUUUGUGGAAACAUUAGACAAAUGUUUUGAAAAUGUCUGUGAACUGGAUUUGAUUUUCCAUGUAGACAAGGUUCACAAUAUUCUUGCAGAAAUGGAUGGGGGAAUGGUAUUGGAGACAAACAUGAAUGAGAUUGUUACACAAAUUGAUGCACAAAAUAAGCUGGAAAAAUCUGAGGCUGGCCUAGCGGGAGCUCCAGCCCGUGCUGUGUCAGCUGUAAAGAAUAUGAAUCUUCCUGAGAUCCCAAGAAAUAUUAACAUUGGUGACAUCAGUAUAAAAGUGCCAAACCUGCCCUCUUUUAAAUAAAAA
Messenger RNA from Piliocolobus tephrosceles (Ugandan red Colobus), 636 nucleotides. RefSeq names its product AP-3 complex subunit sigma-1-like. The record is from RefSeq and is a predicted model, not a curated record. Gene Ontology annotation, cellular component: membrane coat; AP-3 adaptor complex. Lineage: Eukaryota; Metazoa; Chordata; Mammalia; Primates; Cercopithecidae. Gene Ontology annotation, biological process: Golgi to vacuole transport; intracellular protein transport.